Cyphellophora attinorum is the source of this 1080-nucleotide messenger RNA. Its product is annotated as scyllo-inositol 2-dehydrogenase (NAD(+)). Gene Ontology annotation, cellular component: cytoplasm. Gene Ontology annotation, molecular function: oxidoreductase activity; nucleotide binding. The transcript is spliced from 2 exons. Gene Ontology annotation, biological process: NADPH regeneration. The record is from RefSeq and is a predicted model, not a curated record. The coding region runs from base 1 to 1080 and encodes 359 amino acids. Lineage: Eukaryota; Fungi; Ascomycota; Eurotiomycetes; Chaetothyriales; Cyphellophoraceae.
AUGUCUCGAAAGCUCAAGAUUGGCAUCGCUGGCCUCGGCCGUAUGGGUGCCCGCCACGCGAACCAUUUCAACGCUCUCACGCCUCGAGCAGAACUCAUCGCCGCCUGCUCACCAGCGCCGCACGAACUAGAAUGGGCUGCCACGAAUUUGCCAGAUGUGCGAACAUACUCAAGCUUCGACGAGAUGCUUGAGAACGAGACCGCCCUUGAAGCCGUCGUCAUUGCAUCCAUCACCGCCGCUCACGCCGAGCAAGCCAUCAAGGCUAUGCAGAAGGGCCUCCACGUACUCUGUGAGAAGCCACUGAGUAUCGACGCCGAGAUCUCCCAAACGGUCGUCGACACAUACGCCAAAUCCAUCAAGCAGUAUCCCUCUCAGAAGGUCAUGUGCGGCUUCUCCCGCCGUUUCGACGCCUCAUAUCAAGACGCCUACGCAAAGACGCGAUCUGGUCUCAUCGGGCGACCGACUAUCUUUCGUUCUCAGACCUGCGACAAACGUGACCCUUCAGGCUUCUUUAUCAACUUCGCUGCAUCGUCCGGCGGGAUUUUUGUUGACUGUUCGGUCCAUGACAUCGAUUUAGCACUCUGGUUCCUGGGCGAGGACUCAGUCAUCAAAUCUAUCAGCGCUGUCGGCGUGUCGGCCGUGUCUCCUGGCCUAGACGCGCACAAUGAUCGAGACAAUGCAGUUGGAUUUGUGGAGUUCUGGGGUGGGAAAAUUGCCUACUUCUACACGUGCAGAAUGAUGGCCGCUGGUCAGGAGGACUCGACAGAGAUCAUCGGAACUGAGGGUAAGUUGACGGUGAACAUGCAGCCUCAGAUGAAUCUCGUUAGUAUUUACGAGUCGACGGGCAUCAGGAAAGAGAUUCCACAGAACUACUAUGAUAGGUUUCGGGAGGCUCUGGUCAAUGAGGCUAACGAGUUUGUGGCGUGUUGUCUUGAUGACAAGCCGUUGCCGCUGAAGUUGUCGGGUGCGGUGAGUGCAGUCAGGAUUGCUCAUGCGUUGCAGGAGUCCAUGAUCUCGGGGAAGAAGAUCGACUUCGAUGAGGCCGGGACGAGGAUCGUGCCAACUUUGAACGGCCACUAA